Molecule: messenger RNA, 1977 nt
Organism: Calypte anna (Anna's hummingbird)
Lineage: Eukaryota; Metazoa; Chordata; Aves; Apodiformes; Trochilidae
Gene: KCND3
Product: potassium voltage-gated channel subfamily D member 3
Exons: 7
Coding region: 1-1977 (658 amino acids)
Biological process (GO): potassium ion export across plasma membrane; protein homooligomerization
Cellular component (GO): neuronal cell body; voltage-gated potassium channel complex; membrane
Molecular function (GO): A-type (transient outward) potassium channel activity; protein binding
Source: RefSeq, a predicted model, not a curated record
AUGGCAGCAGGAGUAGCAGCCUGGUUGCCCUUUGCCAGGGCAGCUGCCAUAGGAUGGAUGCCAGUGGCCAACUGCCCCAUGCCACUGGCUCCGACGGAGAAGAACAAGCGUCAGGACGAGCUGAUCAUUCUCAAUGUCAGUGGCAGGCGUUUCCAGACCUGGAGGACUACACUGGAGAGGUACCCGGACACUCUCCUGGGCAGCACGGAGAAGGAGUUCUUCUUCAACGAAGACACUAAGGAAUACUUCUUCGACCGGGACCCCGAGGUCUUCAGGUGCAUCUUAAAUUUUUAUAGAACUGGCAAACUGCACUACCCCAGGUACGAGUGCAUCUCUGCUUACGACGAAGAGCUUGCCUUCUACGGGAUCCUCCCUGAAAUCAUCGGGGACUGCUGCUACGAAGAGUACAAAGACAGAAAGCGGGAGAACGCGGAGCGGCUGAUGGACGACAACGACUCCGAGAACAACCAGGAAGGGUCCAUGCCAUCCCUGAGCUUCCGGCAGACCAUGUGGCGAGCCUUCGAGAACCCCCACACCAGCACCUUAGCCUUAGUCUUUUACUACGUCACCGGUUUCUUUAUCGCUGUCUCUGUGAUCACCAACGUGGUGGAAACUGUCCCCUGCGGCACGGUGCCCGGGAACAAGGAGCUUCCCUGUGGGGAGAGGUAUGCUGUGGCUUUCUUUUGCUUGGACACGGCUUGCGUGAUGAUUUUCACGGUCGAGUAUCUGUUGAGACUCUUUGCGGCCCCGAGUCGCUACAGAUUCAUCAGAAGCGUGAUGAGCAUCAUCGACGUGGUGGCCAUCAUGCCCUACUACAUUGGUUUGGUGAUGACCAACAACGAGGAUGUCAGCGGAGCCUUCGUGACACUAAGGGUUUUCAGGGUUUUCAGGAUUUUCAAGUUCUCUCGUCACUCCCAAGGCUUAAGAAUCUUGGGCUACACUUUGAAGAGCUGUGCCUCCGAGCUUGGCUUUCUCCUCUUUUCCCUCACUAUGGCAAUCAUCAUCUUUGCAACUGUGAUGUUUUAUGCAGAGAAAGGGUCCUCGGCGAGCAAAUUCACCAGUAUUCCUGCUUCCUUUUGGUACACUAUUGUAACCAUGACAACACUGGGUUAUGGUGACAUGGUGCCCAAGACAAUUGCUGGGAAGAUCUUUGGCUCCAUCUGCUCCCUGAGCGGGGUGUUGGUCAUUGCUCUGCCUGUCCCUGUCAUCGUUUCCAACUUCAGCCGCAUUUACCACCAGAACCAGAGAGCCGACAAGCGCCGAGCACAGAAGAAAGCCCGACUGGCCAGGAUCCGGGUGGCCAAAACCGGCAGCUCCAACGCCUACCUGCACAGCAAGCGCAACGGCCUCCUCAACGAAGCCCUGGAGCUGACGGGUUCCACUGAGGAUGAACAGCACAUGACUAAAGGCACCUCCUUAAUUGAAAGCCAACAUCACCACCUGCUGCACUGCCUGGAAAAAACAACCGGAUUGUCCUAUCUUGUGGAUGAUCCCCUGUUAUCUGUACGAACUUCCACCACCAAGAACCACGAGUUCAUAGACGAGCAGCUGUUUGAGCAGAACUGCAUGGAGAGCUCCCUGCAGAACUACCCCUCCUCCCGGAGCCCCUCCUUGUCCAGUCACCAUGGGCUGAGCACCUCCUGCUGCUCCCGGAGGCACAAGAAGAGCUCCCACCUCCCCAACUCCAGCCUGCCAGCCACUCGGCUCCGCAGCAUGCAGGAGCUCAGCACCAUCCACAUCCAGUGCAGCGAGCAGCCCUCCCUAACCACCAGUCGUUCCAGCCUCAACAUGAAAUCAGAUGAUGGGCUGAGACCAAACUGCAAAGCUGCUCAGAUAACCACAGCCAUCAUCAGCAUCCCCACGCCGCCAGCGCUCACCCCCGAGGGCGAGAGCAGAGCCCAGCCCGGCAGCCCCGGCCACUCCACGAACAUUCCCACCACCACCACGAGCAACAUUGUCAAGGUCUCUGCCUUGUAG